GGUGGGAGGUCCCCAAUCCUGGGAGAAAAGCGAAGAGAGACUGGGGUGGCCAAGCCAGUCCAGCAACCAGGCUCCAGGCUCGGUGUCGGGGAAGAAGCCAAGAGUGGUAGGGGGAUCUCCUUGCUAGAGACCGCUUCUUCCUCUGCAGGAAUCGGGGAGGCACUGGGGAGGAGGCCGGAGCUGCAUGGAGUUUCUGGGGCGCUCAACUCCGGCGGGGCCUCGGCCACUGGGCUCCCGGGCGCAGCGAGGAGGCAGCCGCGCACAUGGGCUAAGCCCGCGCGGCCAGCGGGCGCGGGAGGGGUAGAGGCGAGAGCGGUGCAGGGGGUGCGGGGCGCACGUUCCCCCAGACGGGUGGCGAGGACAAGGACAGGGGAGAAAGGAGCAGCCUAGAUCACCCCGCGGGCUCUGCAAAGCCCAUCUGUGAGACUCAAGGGAAAGGCAAGACUCGCGCCGGGCUCCCGGGUGCCGCUGGGUUGGGCAAAGCGGCCUCCCAACCGGAGUGGGGGCACGCCGUGGGAGCCGGCUACGGAGAGGAAGGAUGCCCGCGCGGGGACGCGUGUGAGCGCCAGGCUGAGCGCUCGGGUUCGCGUCGCCCCCUCCCUGCGGGCCUCGGAGGAGGUGCCUGGGCUGCCGGGCAGCGGAGCUCCGGCUCCAGGAGAGGGAGAAGAUGCCGUUCCACCAUGUAACCGCUGGCUUGUUGUACAAGGGGAAUUACCUCAACCGAUCUCUGUCCGCAGGCAGCGACAGCGAGCAGUUGGCUAAUAUCUCCGUGGAAGAACUAGAUGAAAUCCGAGAAGCCUUCCGUGUUCUGGACAGAGAUGGCAACGGCUUCAUCUCCAAGCAGGAGCUGGGCAUGGCCAUGCGCUCCUUGGGGUACAUGCCGAGCGAAGUGGAGCUGGCUAUCAUUAUGCAGCGCCUGGACAUGGACGGAGAUGGGCAGGUAGAUUUUGAUGAAUUCAUGACGAUUCUCGGGCCCAAGCUGGUGUCAUCAGAAGGUCGGGAUGGUUUUCUUGGAAAUACGAUAGACAGUAUCUUCUGGCAGUUCGACAUGCAGAGAGUCACUCUGGAGGAACUGAAGCACAUCCUGUACCACGCCUUCCGGGAUCACUUAACGAUGAAGGACAUUGAGAACAUUAUCAUCAAUGAGGAGGAGAGUUUGAACGAGACCUCGGGGAACUGCCAGACAGAGUUUGAAGGAGUUCAUUCGCAGAAACAGAACCGACAGACCUGCGUCCGCAAGAGCCUCAUAUGCGCCUUUGCCAUGGCCUUCAUCAUAAGCGUCAUGCUGAUUGCAGCCAACCAGAUCCUGCGGAGCGGCAUGGAGUAGGAGGAGCAGCCUUCCACCAGCCACACCGCGUUGCCAGCUCACUGCGCAUGUGCAUGCCCCGCGGGCAGACUCUGUUCCUUCACACAGGAGAUCUGGACCUAUAUGGAUGGAUGCAGGCGUUGGUACCCUUCAGUAAAGAACUCAAGUUUGCAGUGCAACCGGGGUCACGGAUCAACUCCAUCUCCUUGGCAGGGACACAAAAGGGCUGUCUUCAAUGCUUUCAUGGUUUUGUUUCCCAAUGCAAUAAAUAGCCAGGAGUUCUCAAUUAUUGCUUCAACCGCCAGUAGCAACUCUGAAGUGGGGGGAAAAUACUGCUUUCUUUUCGUCUUGGAAUUCCAGUAGCCAUCCAGAUAGCAUGGUGGCAUCUGAGAGCGAGAAAGAAAAGACAGGUGUAAGCAACAGUCACCUCUAUCCACAUGACCCAAUUCUUUCAACCCAGGGACCCACGGAGACUCCCUGCUGAAGUUGACUUCUGGGUUGCUACAGAAAAGGGGACUUUCCAUCUCACCCUGGCUUCCUUCCUCCACCCAGUGGAGACCCCUCCCGCCAAGGCAUGGAGGGGGAAAGCCAUUAAGCAGGGCGCAGCUCCUUGCGGUCCCUGCUGUUCUUAAUCGCCUUUUCUACAGGACGCUUGCCGGUAGAGCUGGGGCACUCUCGGUUGGUUUCCAUGGCUCUUCUUGGCUUUCUGUUUCUGAAGUCCACCCCGCACCAGCAUCUUGGAAUCUGCAGAGAGCCUGGCUCCCAGCUUUCUUGCCUGUGCCACCAUUAGAGAAAAAAGAAAAAAAGAAAAAAAAAAAACCUAUAACCCGUGUGUCUCUAUAACCCAGACACGUAGACAGACAAGAGACUUUCCCACGUGUGAUGCUAUUCUUCCCAAAUUGCUUACUUUGGACACCCCUAUCUAUGCUUCUUUAGAGCAGAGGGUGAAGUAACUGAGGUAGGGAAGGAUUGGGUCCGGCGGUGAGAAGGCCCACACCCCAGCCAUCCGAAGUAAUAGAGUCCCUCUGAGUCGCCAUAUUUGACAACAUCUGUAAGUUAAGAUUGGCCUACAUCUAACCUUCCCUUCAUCUCAGACUUUAUUAGCAAGCCUUUCUCCAGCUAAGAAAAGGAGACCUAGAAAGCUUGAAGCAGAAAUAUGGAAGGAUCCAAUUGCUGUAUUUUGCUUAAUAACUCAUGAUAUUCAGGUUGUGCCAAUGACUCAUUAAAAAAAAAAAAAAAAAAAAAAAAA
Mus pahari (shrew mouse) is the source of this 2555-nucleotide messenger RNA. RefSeq names its product calneuron 1 (gene Caln1). Gene Ontology annotation, molecular function: calcium ion binding. Lineage: Eukaryota; Metazoa; Chordata; Mammalia; Rodentia; Muridae. The transcript has 6 exons. The record is from RefSeq and is a predicted model, not a curated record. The coding region runs from base 668 to 1327 and encodes 219 amino acids.